UUGAAAUAAAAGCGCAUGAGCCUGAUCCAAACCCGCAGAAGAUUCCAUCUCCUCGGCCAUUAGGGUUUUAGGGCUUAUUCUGCUCAUAACAGAAGGGUUUUUGUCUCUCUCUCUCUCUAAGGACAGCCGCGCUUGAUUUCAGAGUCCGGUGGCAGUGGAAAGGAGAGAAUAAUUAUAAUUGCAAGAAAAAUCAAUGGGAAAGAAGAGAAAACAAAUUGAGGCUGAGGUGGUGGAACCUGAAGAGAUUCCAGAGAGACCCAAGAGGACGCUCUUGGGUUGGAAAGACAAGAGUCAAGUACCGGACGAAGAGACUGAUUCUAAAGUUUUCAGGAACAAAGAGAAGGUUCUUAUCACUUGCUCGCGCCGCAUUAACUACAGGUACCGUCAUUUGAUGUUGAAUAUGGUUUCUAUCUUGCCACACUGUAAGAAGGAUAACAAGGUUGAGUCGAAGGCUACUAAAGGCGCCACUAUGAAUGAGCUGGUUGAGCUACGGAGUUGCUCUUCUUGUCUGUUUUUUGAGUGCCGGAAACAUAAAGAUCUUUAUCUAUGGAUGGCAAAAUGUCCCAAUGGGCCAUCUGUCAAAUUUUUAGUUAAUGCCGUGUACACAAUGGAGGAAUUGAAGCUUACUGGAAAUCAUCUAAAAGGGUCUCGUCCUAUUUUGACUUUCUCAAACAAUUUUGAUAAAGAUGCACAUUGGAAACUUUUGAAGGAGAUGAUAAUACAGAUAUUUGGAACACCAAAGGAACACAGGAAAUCUAAGCCUUAUCAUGAUCAUGUGUUUGUUUUCUCCAUUGUUGAUGACCACAUAUGGUUCCGGAAUUACCAGAUAUCAGAUAAAGGGCCUAGAGAGGAUCGAGAGAAAAUGACCCUUAUUGAGGUUGGUCCACGAUUCUGCUUGAACCCUAUCAAGAUAUUUGGUGGCAGCUUUGGAGGCCCUACCCUGUAUGAGAAUCCGUUUUUCGUAUCACCAAAUCAGAUUCGCGCAUUGGAGAAAAGGAAAAAGGCUGGAAAGUUUGCAAAGAAAGUCAAAGCAAAGACAAGGAGGAAGAUGCACGAGUUAUCUAAUCCACUGGAGCCUGAUGAGUUUGCAGAUAUGUGGAAAAAGUAAUACUUUUGAAGGCCUUGACAUUUUUGGUAAUACCAAACAGAAUUUCCUUGCCAUCUUGUAUCCAGCUUAAAGUGGCAGAUUUUGGUUAACAGCUUGUGCCUUUCUUUUUGGAUUGCCCCUCAACUGAUAAGCUUAUGUAUUCAACUUGGGGCUUGUUUUUGCAUCAUCUAUAUUUUCUUGCUUCUGUUUGUUAGGAUCUCUUAUUUUUUCCUAUUUUGUGUCCCAAACCAAUAGAUGCAUGUAUCAUUGAUGUGUUAUCUUCCACAUCAUAUCAUUUUUGAAAGGUUUAAAAUCUCAUCUAUGCUUUCUUUCCA
Messenger RNA from Quercus robur (English oak), 1422 nucleotides. RefSeq names its product ribosome biogenesis protein BRX1 homolog 1. Gene Ontology annotation, cellular component: nucleolus. Gene Ontology annotation, biological process: rRNA processing; ribosomal large subunit assembly. The transcript has 9 exons. Gene Ontology annotation, molecular function: rRNA binding. The record is from RefSeq and is a predicted model, not a curated record. Bases 194 to 1108 code for a protein of 304 amino acids. Lineage: Eukaryota; Viridiplantae; Streptophyta; Magnoliopsida; Fagales; Fagaceae.